This is a messenger RNA of Chiloscyllium plagiosum (whitespotted bambooshark), 3395 nucleotides long. It is a transcript of the gene reep1, whose product is annotated as receptor accessory protein 1. Gene Ontology annotation, cellular component: cytoplasmic microtubule; endoplasmic reticulum membrane; endoplasmic reticulum tubular network. The record is from RefSeq and is a predicted model, not a curated record. Gene Ontology annotation, molecular function: microtubule binding. Lineage: Eukaryota; Metazoa; Chordata; Chondrichthyes; Orectolobiformes; Hemiscylliidae. Gene Ontology annotation, biological process: endoplasmic reticulum tubular network organization.
AGGGUGGAAUAUGUAUCAGUUCAUUCCCCUCUGACAGGGAUCCUCGACGGGUAUGCACCAGGGCCACAGGGAGUCUGUUCAGUGACCAGACAGAGUGACCCCUGACUGUGACACACGAAGGGGAACCGUUCUCUCCCUCAUUGCCCUGUGCACGGGGAUAGGUAACCUGAGACAGCGAGCAUCGCUCCUUCUUUUAUUUACCCUUUCUCUCAACACUUGGACUUGACAGUCGCUCUGACGAAACAGGCGAAUGGUCUAACGCUGGUUUCGUUAGAGUGUAAACUCCUCCCUCGUUUCUCAGACAAACAAGCCCCUUCCAACCGCCAUGGUCUCAUGGAUCAUCUCUAGAUUAGUCGUGCUGAUUUUUGGCACACUUUAUCCAGCGUAUUCAUCUUACAAGGCUGUGAAAACAAAGAAUGUCAAAGAAUAUGUAAAAUGGAUGAUGUACUGGAUCAUAUUUGCACUGUUCACCACAGCAGAAACCUUCACAGAUCUGUUUCUUUCCUGGUUUCCAUUUUAUUAUGAACUUAAAAUUGCUUUUGUUAUUUGGCUGCUCUCGCCUUACACAAAAGGUUCCAGUGUUCUCUACAGGAAGUUUGUACAUCCAACUCUCUCUUCCAAAGAGCAGGAGAUUGAUGACUAUUUGAGCCAAGCCAAGGAUCGAAGCUAUGAAGCUGUGGUGCAGUUUGGUAGACGUGGACUGAAUGUGGCAGCAACUGCUGCUGUCACAGCUGCUGCCAAGGUAUCUCACCUUCUCAACUUAAUCCUAUAUAUGGAGCUAACAGAGAAGAAGGGACAAGGAGCUCUCUCAGAAAGGCUUAGAAGCUUCAGCAUGCAGGAUCUGACAACAAUUCGAGGGGACAUUAUUGAUGAACAGAUGAGCAAUGUGCAGCCUCAAGCCCAGAGCCCACUGAGGAACAUCACAGAGACAGUUGAUAACUCAGUUUUUAAAAACGGCAUCAUAUUCAAUUUCAUAACAGGUGAUGAAGUCAAUAUUGAUCAGGGUCCAAGGGCAGAUGACGAGCAAAAUAAGAAAAAAUCAGUUGAGGAUUCUGAUGAUGAGAUAACAGGAGCUGUGCUCAAACGCCCCCAUAAACCACAUAGAAAAAAGGUGGAACGUUCUGAGGUAGAGCCAAGACACCCUAAGCCCCCUCCCAGAAAGAGAAGUACCACAAUCUGCACCAGUGAAUUCAUGUGACAGUGAAGCCAGAGUCAUCAGAAUAUAGUCACCUGGAUUCAACCUUUAGUUUUACUGUCCUGCCUUCACGAGCCAAGCAAUGUGUGACACACUGGGAAACAUGAAGAAACCACUGCCUGGGAAGUACUUCACAUUUUCCACAGAUGCCUUCAGCGCCUACUUAUAAGUAUAUUCUGCAUCAAAAUAUGUUUUCUUUUCUUUGUUUGCACUACACACCAUGAUGAAACAAAGUUCAGAGUGAGGCUGAAUUGAAAUGUUUGUGAGUCCAGCGUGUUUUCUUUUUUUUUUGUGUGAGAACAUUCCAGCGCUUCUGUAGUACUUGAACGAUUGGAAUUAGUUCCGAUGCUUCGGAACAAUCUAGGAUAAAAUGUUUUCAGAGCUUUCAGCUAGUAUUUAUGUACACAGGGCUAUCUGCUCUAUUGUAUGCAGGUUUAUCUAUUAUAUCAUACACAAGUACAUCUGUAAUUCAGUAUAUAGGCACGUAUGCUAUUUUGUUCAAACAUUUCAAACACCAUUAUGUACAAAAGUCUCAUCAACUCCAUAUCAAACAGGAUAGCAUCUCUAUUGAAACAGAUAUAAGAAUUUGACAAAUUCUUGUUCAUUAAUAUGUCUAUUACACUGCAGACAGACAUGUAUUAUGCAGUGCAAAAGUGUGUCUGAUCUAAUGUACAUGUUUAUAAAUGUUGCAUAAUACACAGGUAUCUAUUGUGAAGUGUGUGCAGUGUAUCUGUUGCAUUGUACACAGGUAUAUCCACUGUAUUGUGCUCAGGUAUAUCUGUUGUAGUUGAGUUAGAUGUAUUUGUUGGCUAAAUUAAAACUCAUAAGCACAUUGUGCACAAAAUUAAGGCAGUAAAGCUGACAAGGCUAUCAGGAUUAUGUUUCUUUUCAGGAUGAACCUUUUGUGAUUCUUGUACUAUUGACAAUGACAGUAAAGAUUCUAAAUUAGCACCAAAAUACAAAUCACAGCAGAUUUUAUGUUUACUCCUGGAACAGCGUUCCCUGUUCACUGCUGGGUAAUGAUCAUACAACAGAAUCCAUUCUGAAACAUAACGAAUCAACUUCCUCUCUCAACUCUCUUAUCGUGUUCCCUCACGUCACAUUUACCAAAUAGCAGUCAGGAUUCAUCAUUUAGUAAGAGGAUUACAUGGCCAAGUACUGAUUUUUAUUUUGAGAUGGCAAGGAAGAAGUGAAUCAAGAAUGAAAUAAUUUGGGAACAUAGGAUUAGGCCAUUCAAUCACUCAAGCCUGUUCUAACAUUCAGUUACAUCAUGGCAGAUCUGUACUUCAACUCUACUUACCCACAUCUUUCAAUUGCAGUUUUGAGAUUUAACGUACUCCUUCCUUUUGAGGCCUGAUCAGAGUUUGCAAUGUUUAUGAUUAAAAAGUUUAGCUGAACGGGAGGGAGGGGGACGCUAUUAGAACAUUAGUGUACAAACAACAAAGUAAUGGAAUAAUACAGGUAAUCCCUAAUUUUUGAGUGUCAGACAUUUUAUAUUUAUAAUUGUUCAUAUUCCUGCAGGAAUAUUUAGAAUACCAUGUAGAUAGCUUUGUUUUCAAAUCAAAAAACGACCACAACAGACUUUCCUGUUUGUUUCUCUUGGUGAAAAUAAGCAGGUGCGGUUACAGGGAUAUGGGUGAGCUGAAUAUGAUUGUCCUGCUGUAACCAUUUCCCUGUAAUCAGUUUCUGUAUAAAAUUUACUGAUGUUUGUAAUAUCGCAAGAGCCUCUUUGAAUCAUACCGCUAGUGUCAACUAGUGUUGUUAGGAAUUAAGGAAGAAGUAUCAUAAUCACAGUCUAAACAUUUCAAACACCAUUAUGUACACAAAAGUCUCAUCAACUCCAUAUCAAACAGGUUAGCAUCUCUAUUGAAAUAGACAUAAGAAUUUGACAAAUUCUUGUUCAUUAAUAUGAUAGUAGCAUAUUGAACAAUAAAUAUAUAAUCCUUGGAAUUUUGUGACUAUUCAAUAAAAUGUAUGUCCUCUCCCUUUACCUUCCCUCUUCCUUUAUGACGUGCAAAGUUCUUCUGAGCCUGAGUUAGAAGGUUGUGGAUUCAUGUCCUGUAUCAGGGUCUUGAACAGAGAAUCCAGACUGAUGCUGUAUUAGAAUAAUGAGUGAAUGGUGCAUUACUGGAGGUUCUAUCUUCUGAAUCAGAGGCCCAAGGUGGGAUUUAAUAGGGCAGUGGUCAGUCCAUUCACAAGC